AAAUUACGAUAAACCCGAAAUAGUCCGGGAGAUUGUUGUCAAAACAUACUGACUCAUGAACAGGUAAUUGCUAAGAAUAGUAACAUUACUCUUGACGGUUCCACCUACCCGGUAUAAAACUUUGGGGGAAGUAUUUAGGAUGGCAGAAGGAGGUGUUACAGAUUUCAGCGAACAAGACCAACGACAGGAAUUAUCUAACAUGAAGACAGAGGCGAAACAAGAGAAAAUUCUGGAGGAACCUGCAGGAAAGGCCGAAGGUCAAGACGAGGGCUUGUCAGAGUUCUUGGAGAGGACAAAAUGCGAUCGUAUGUAUGAGCUUCGUCAGAUUCAGUAUGGAGAAAGGCCUGUAACUAGUACUGGUAGAAAAAAUGUCAUUGACAGCUUCUUCGCCAAACACAUGCAAGCUCAGGAAGCUAAGCUAGAGUCAGGAAAAGAAAAUGUUCCCGUCAACGUGGAAAAUGUGGACGAAAUCCGCCCAGAGACAGUGGUUGUAGAAAUCCAAGGCUUGGUAGAGCAGCAGAGGGUGUCUAACGUGCUCGGCACUGCCUUCAGACGGCGGCUCGAAAACAUCAUCCGUGGUACUAUCUCAAAUGUCUCAAAUGUUUCCCGGGGCCCCAGGGCUUCUCCCCAACCCAGUACAUCUCAGAGCACCACCCCACAAUCAUCACCCCUCAGUACAAAUAACACAACUCCCCACAGUCUGUCUCGAGAUGGAACACCAUCUGUUGUUGCAACCCCAAACAGUCUUUCAAGAGAAGGUACGCCCAUGGAGGCAGAAAUACAAAAUAUACCCCGACCUGUGGAACAGCUUCAACAUGAAGAACGCAGUAGGAGUAACAGCAUCACAAGUGCAAGAAGUGGAUUGUCCGCACACAGCACAGCAAGCUCAAAUGGAUCAUCCACUCACAGUAAUGAGAAUAGAAGUCUUCCACAGCCUACUGUUAACAACUCACAAGAGAAUAACGUUAACCUUGGUAACAUCCCUGAACAUGUGAUGGAGGAAAUGCAACAGGAGCAGUUUAUUCAAGAGAUCAGUGAGCUGGUUCACCGUCAACUGGUUACCUCCACCCUACAAGGAAACUUCCGAACCACGCUAGAACUUACCAUGAGGGAUCACAUGAGAGGUACAGAUUCUGACGGCCAGAGGGUACAGGAGUAUGUACAAUCCCUCCAACCGACACAACCGAUCAUCCGGAACGACUUCUCUCACCUGGGGAUUCCCCUCAAUAACCAAGAUAACCUGGACAAUAUCUCAGUCACCAGUGUCAGUGCUCACGCAGUGCCUUACACUCAGUCCAACAUGUACCUGAGCCGAGAAAUGGCCAGUCUGAAAGCCCAGGUUGAGGAGAUGAAGAACAUGUUAAAGGUCAGCUUCGACCUUCAACUGGACAUCCAGAGGGCCAUCAGGCAGGAAGUGGCCGCAGCCAUGUCCGAAAAAUCAGAUGGAACUCGUGAGACGGCUACUUCCCGUCAGUCUCGUCCAGUCAACGACUCGCACUGUCUGAUCUGCCUGGACAAAUUCUCAGACUCGGUUCUCUACCAGUGUGGUCACAUGUGCGUUUGUUACGGCUGUGGACGUCAGCUGAUGUCUCGGGGUUCUAAAUGCCCUGUGUGCCGAGCCCCCAUCAAAGACAUCAUCAGGGCCUACAGAUGUAACUACGAGUAAAAACAACGAACAGGAGAGUUUCUCUGUGCCAAAUCCGUGGUUGAGUGGCUCUGGAUUAAACAGUCCAUCGCACACUGAAUUUUAACAUCAUCCAUUUGUAUAUAUAACAGCUUGAACAUGAUGUUGUCGUAGAUGAAGCAGUGUAUACAUUGGAUUGAAGUUUGACUGAAUUUCCCCCAUUCACUUCUUGUAAUGUAUGUGCAGUACAGUGUUUGGCAUAUAUAUAAAUUAUAUCUUUGCUAAUGUUGGCCCUGAAGAGCUGACUCCAUAUAAUUAUCCAACAAGAAAUUAUGUUAAGCACCAUACUAAAGCACUAAUAGGCAGUGUGUGUUGGCUGAGAAUGUUCUUUUGGUUUGCAUGAUGAACUCAGCUUUGCUUAUAACAGUUGAAGUUUAAAAAUUGGAUGCUGAGAAUUUUUAUAUCAUUGCAUUUCACAUAGUUAAACUAUCAUAAGGAGUCAGCAUUAAGUCAUGUUGAAUUUGAUAAUUGUUUUCAUGAUGUGUUGUUGACAAUACAUGAAACAUGUUACUGUUUUUGUUAUUUUAAAUGAUUUCAUUUUUUCAUACUCUUUUUCUAAAACAUGUGCAAUAUUAACAUUUAAAUGAAAUCAUGUUUCCAUGCAGUUGUUGUUUUUUAGAGACCAAAAGUAGAUGCUGGUUUUGAUUUUUUAAUC
Molecule: messenger RNA, 2339 nt
Organism: Saccostrea cuccullata (small rock oyster)
Lineage: Eukaryota; Metazoa; Mollusca; Bivalvia; Ostreida; Ostreidae
Product: E3 ubiquitin-protein ligase Mdm2-like
Exons: 7
Coding region: 140-1666 (508 amino acids)
Source: RefSeq, a predicted model, not a curated record